CUCCACCGUAAAAAUUUCGCACUCAGCGCAGGUAGUAGGGAGACGACGCGAAUAAGGGAAUUCGUGCACGAGGGAUAAAGAAAGGAAUGAAAAGGAAGUAUACACGUGAGUGCGGAGUGGGAACACGUACAUAUACGCGCGACCAGUUAUGCGUGCGUGAGACGCGAGAGGAUAAAAGGAAUUUCGGUGGAGAUACAUAGCAAGGCAUUUGACUUUUUUUGAUUGUUCAAAGUACGGAAUUCGAAUCGCGAUAUACGUAAUUGACCAAUUUAUUGACGUUGAAUAAGAGACAAUUUUACAAUCACGAGCAUACUGCUAUCUUUUUGAAUUUUGUGAUUUAUUGGAAUGGCACUUUGUGAAUUUAUAUGAGAGUGUUUACGAUGAUUCAUAAUGAGAGUGUGCGUUAAUACAAUACGUAAUUAAAAUUAUCUUUUUACUUUUUUGUGACUCAUUUUCAAUAACGUAUUUACUUUUAAAAAGAUAAAUACUAAUUUUGAUUAAAGGCAUGAAUAACUGACGCAAUUGAAAGCAGCAGGAACUCUUCAUUUGUCUAAGAAUUCCUAUUGUUACAAACCAGCAAUCAUAUUAAUACUCCGGCUUGUAUAUUUUUAAAGCCAAAGAAUUAGGAAUAUUUUAAAUUGUUUUUCAAUAUCGUUAAAAUCUAUGAACCAAACAUAAAAAUAAGUCAAUUACUCUCACCUACGCGUAACAAAAAAAAUCCUGAAUGAUAUCGCAUUUACGCGCUAUUUUUUUACGUUUACUUUCUCAAAUACAUGUACAUACGUAAUUAAGCGCAAGAACGCGAAGCGUCAAACGCGCGCGAAGGAGAUAAAACGCUCGCAGCGACGAGAGCAGGUAAUCGAUGGUCGCAUCCGAGAGCGAAAAAAGCGUUCUGAAAAAACUGUGAAUUUCGCAAUAUAAAAACAUCAUUAAAUUGAAGUACGGAGGAUUGACGAAAAAGAGUUUAGCGAUAAAGAUUGUCUUUGUAAUUGAGUUGUAGAAAAAUCGAUUUGGCAGGAGUGAAAAGGAAGAACUAAGUAUAUAGAAAAGAGAGAGAGAGAGAGAGAGUAAAAGACAAAGGGAGUGAAAAAUCUCUGAUGCAAGAAUGACUUCGGUACUUCCAGACGACGAGAACAACGUGACAAGACUGAAGAGGAAAUCGCACACUGUACUGAAUAAACAGUGUUCGGAUGAGUCGCGGACUUUUCUUACCUUCUCGCGUGAAAAUCUAAGCAUGUCAAGUUGUUCAGAGUUGGAACAGGGUUUCAAUCGUUCAUCUCGUCUACGAUGUUGUUGCCUUUGCAAGAAACAAACGUUACUCAGUUGUGCUGCUCUAUUUUUAGCACUGUGUUGUACUGUGUUGGAGCUAUGGAAACUGAGGAAAGUUGUAGCUAAUGCUCGAGACAUCGAAGAAAUUAGUCGGGACAUGGAAAGUUUGAAACAUCGGUUUUUAGAAAAAGACUUGUUGGAUGAAUUAAGAGCUUUUGAGGAGCAGUUAUAUGGCGGAGAUACCGACGACGAGGACAACGAGUCAGUAUCCUCAAAUGGUGAUUACGAUCCGAACUAUGAUGACUCUCCGUCACCACAACCAUCAACGACAACCCCAUCAUCGUCAUUCAUUGUCAGCUCGACAACGACAAGGCCUUGCACGAGUAAAGACCUCGAGGACGCAUUAGCAAUGUUAAGAAAAGCAGAAGACGAACAAAAUGUCAGGCAUCACGAACAACUGUUGGAAAAAGAACGGAAAAGAGGAUUGACAAGAAUGAGCGUUGAACAUAUGACUAAUAGCGAGAAGAAAAAAAGAAAUGUGAAUUUUCAUACAAGAUUAAAACAACAGCCGAAAAAGUAACAUGUUAACCACCCCAAUCCGAACCCAUGAAACCUGAAGCGACCACACCAGCAGCGAGCAACACGGAAAAUCGAAUCGCCUUGACGACAGCUGCCCGCUAUAUAUUCAUCACUGCCCCACCGACUCGCCACACCAUUGAAAACAAAAAUUAAUUAUUUAUGGUCUGUGGUGGAUUAUAUUACAUACACGAUGUGAUCGUUUUUUCGGACUAUUCAAUUUGUUGUAUACGGAAUGUUGUUGCUAUUGCACUUAAUAUUUAAGGAUUUUAUCGUAAUGACGUUUUUUAAACGAUGUGUAAUUUAUAUACCGUAAUUACUUAUGCUUAUAUAUUGAAAAGACUAAUAAAUGACAUAUCAAGAUUUAAUAUUUAUUAAAUUACGUUGAGCUUUCUUUUUGCUAUAUAUCAAGCACUUUUUUCAUCAAUUUUAUCAAAUUAUUAAGUAUCUUUCUCCAAAUCUAAUAAAUUAAUUAUAAAUAUUUAUCAAACUGUAAGUAAUCACUCGAAA
Messenger RNA from Phymastichus coffea, 2355 nucleotides. RefSeq lists its product as uncharacterized. NCBI's taxonomy places the organism in Eukaryota, Metazoa, Arthropoda, Insecta, Hymenoptera, Eulophidae. Bases 1106 to 1849 code for a protein of 247 amino acids. The record is from RefSeq and is a predicted model, not a curated record. The transcript is spliced from 5 exons.